Messenger RNA from Triplophysa rosa, 877 nucleotides. RefSeq lists its product as uncharacterized. The record is from RefSeq and is a predicted model, not a curated record. NCBI's taxonomy places the organism in Eukaryota, Metazoa, Chordata, Actinopteri, Cypriniformes, Nemacheilidae. The transcript is spliced from 3 exons. Bases 242 to 877 code for a protein of 211 amino acids.
CAAAAACUGAGACGUAGUAGCUGCUUGACUUACUUAAACAAGUGUCACUAUAAAAAAGUUUAAAGGUUUGAAAAAAUUAUUAAAAACUUGUCAACUUAUUCUAGUCGACAUAGUUAGCACCUUGAUGUCAUUAAUCCAAUUAUAACAUUUAUUUCGCCACUUUCUGUAAUAACAUGGGCAACAGAAAACAAAACCACGUGCUAAUAACGUGAGUAACUUAUACCUAUGUUUUCAGAUUAAAAUGUAUUGUCCUUUCUGUGGCUUCAAAUGGUCGAAUUUGCCCAGAUUUUGCAGUUCAUGUGGGCGAGAUGUAUCUUUUGUAACUGAGAAAGCCCCUAGAACUGCAAGUGAUGACCUUCAUGGGUCACGCCAGUCUUUGCUCAAAGUGACUGAUACAGGUGCCAUUCCAGCUAGUUCAUCUGUUCUCAACUUCAUGAAAUACAGACAACUAAAAGAAAAUGAAAGGAGGACAUUUUCAAAAAGUAAAAAGAAAUCAAAGAAAACAGUGAGGAUUUCUGUUGGCAUCAUGACCAAGACCAAGAAUGGUUUCAGGCCCAUAAGAGGGAAAAACCUACCUCUACAGGUUGAACCUGAGUGGUCAUUGGAGCAACUUUUGCCAGCUGCCAUAAAAAAACUGAAAGACUUCAAUCGAGACAUGGAAGAUGGAGAAUAUGUCUUGCUAUAUCCUGAUGGCUCUCAGAUAAAAAAUAUACCUGGGACUGACACACCUUUUACCAUUGGGCAAUACAAAGAGGCCAUUGGAAAAGCUUAUCAAAGGAUCACACUGUUCAUCUGCGUGCUUGAGGACUUUUUGUCCAAGAGUAAGUAUUUAAAUAGUAUGUUUUAUGUAUUUAAUGCACAUGUACAGCUUUUGUGA